Molecule: messenger RNA, 246 nt
Organism: Candidula unifasciata
Lineage: Eukaryota; Metazoa; Mollusca; Gastropoda; Stylommatophora; Geomitridae
Source: the annotation of a GenBank genome assembly
AUGGCGUUUGGACUCUAUUCCUUGCUGGAAGCAACUAUCCUCUGUUUAAAUGCUGUUUGUAUUUUGCACGAAGAGCGCUUUUUAGCGAAAGUUGGAUGGGCAGUUGACCAACAUCGUGGAUUUGGUGAAGAGCCUGGUGUGAAGUCACAGAUCUUGAACCUGAUCAGAUCCAUACGAACAGUCAUGCGGUUUCCCCUGAUUGGUGUCAACAUAGCAACAAUUAUAUUCAAGCUUCUGUUUGGAUGA